AUGAGUGAAUAUCUCCCCUCGUUCAUUGUCGAACCUGUCCUGCGCCAAGCGAGGCGAUUCUCCCGCCUCAGCGGCACCACUGAAGACUCACCCGGUCUCUUCCCUGCUGUGCCCGACCUACAACGCUGGAGCCCCUCUCGUCUCUGGAACACGUCCCCUCCGCCUGCACUGGAAGACCCCGCGGUCGAGCCAGAGUCAGAGCACAGAGAGACCACUGUGCAAUCCAUUGCCAGGACGAUCCAACUAUGGGCCAAUCAGCUGAACAGCUUCGACUCCAUUCCCUCCCCUCCGUUAGAGCCCGAGGACGAGUCAAGACGACCGUCAUCCGAACCUUCUCUUCGGCCAGAGCCUUCGACCACUGAGUUUCCUCACCUCGAGCCCGACUCUUCUCAGCUGUCGCGCCCCGUCGCUCUCCAAGACCUUCGAUCGGACAGCGAAACCUCUCUGAAUCCUGCCAAUGAGUUACCGUAUCGGUCUCGUGCACACCAGGACAGCGCACGGCCCCAUGCAGCAUCGGACCCCCUGAGGAAUUUGUCAAGAGCCGCAGACGUGGCGCCCACACAAGAUGUACAAGAGAAUGGCCCUAGUGCCGGCCGGAGGAGGGAUGGAUCGGGGACACUGCCAGAAGACGAUGGCAUGGGCGCUCUCAGACAGAAGAUCAACGGUGUGUGGUCAGGCCCCGGUACGGCCGCGGAAAAGUCAAGACUUGUCCAUGCCUUGAUGAUGGAAGGAUAUCAGAAGGGUCUCGCUGGCAAAGGCAUGUUGUCCAAAGCGCUAGACACAUCCCACACACCGGCUUCCCCAAGCUCGACCAUCUCGGGAGUCGGCCAGGAGAUCAACUAUAACAUCACGCCAGAAGCCCUCGCGCCGACCUAUGCGCCUCUUGACCCCGAUGAUAUGGAGUCGUCGGGUGAAAUAUCUCGGCCGAUGCUUGGCUGUGUCCACUACAAGCGAAAUGUCAAGAUGCAAUGCAACCUGUGCGAAAGAUGGUAUACCUGCCGACUUUGCCACGACGACGCCGAAAACCAUACUCUGCCACGUCGAGAAACCAAACACAUGCUGUGCAUGCUUUGCAACACCCCACAACCCGUUGGGCAGUUCUGCAAGACGUGUCAGGUCCAAACGGCGUGCUAUUACUGUCCCAUUUGUAUAUUGUGGAACAAUGAUCCCGAAAAGUCCAUCUAUCAUUGUGACGAUUGUGGUAUCUGUCGACUCGGCGAAGGCCUGGGCAAAGACUUUUUCCACUGCAAGACAUGUGCAGCUUGCAUGUCCAUCCAGGCCGAAAGCACUCACAAGUGCAUUGAAAAGAGUACCAAAUCCGACUGCCCCAUCUGCGGUGAGUAUAUGUUUACCUCGAAUAAACCAGUUGCGUUCAUGCGUUGCGGCCACAGCAUUCACGAGUCUUGCUUUUCGGAAUGGUGUAACACCAGCUACAAAUGUCCCAUUUGUUCCAAGAGUAUUGCCAAUAUGGAGAGCCAGUUCCGGCGCCUGGACCGGCACAUUGAAGAACAACCGAUGCCGGAAGAGUAUCGAGACAAACGAGCCUAUAUAUUUUGCAACGAUUGCAAUAGCCGCAGUGUGACCAAGUAUCACUGGCUAGGCCUGAAAUGCACCAUCUGCGAGUCGUACAAUACUACUCAGCUGGAGCUUCUUGGGGCUGAAGAAACCCCACAACUGCAGGAACAACAGGAACGCGCACAGCAAGCGGGAACCUCUGAAGCUGCCCUGACAGCGAGUCAGAGUCAAACCCCGACCGACCAAGGGACUCAACCUGUGGAUAUAGUAAGAGCAUCAAAUGAAGCCGUCCCAGGUGCUGUCGAUAUAGGCACGGCGUCCAAUACUCCCAGAAGUCGGUCGUCUUGGCUUCUGCCUCACUCCCCGACAGCUCGCUCAGCGCGAUCUGUCUCCCCGGUCGUUGGGAGUUACUUUGGGACUGGACAACGAACAGCAAGCACCCCCGAAACACCUCAACGCAGAACCACCUCGGUGGAUGAUGACGAGGAUGACGAUGACCUCGAUUUCUGGGGUCGGCCCAACUCACCUCGGCAACCCGUCGCUGCGAAGGCUGAUUCCGAGUCCGGGUCCGACUCUGAGAGUGAGCGUGACGAGCCUAUGGAGGACGAAGAGGGCGAGGAGGAAGAAGAUGCAAUGGAUUUGAUCGGGCACAGAUGA
This is a messenger RNA of Fonsecaea nubica, 2172 nucleotides long. RefSeq lists its product as hypothetical. Gene Ontology annotation, cellular component: nucleus. Lineage: Eukaryota; Fungi; Ascomycota; Eurotiomycetes; Chaetothyriales; Herpotrichiellaceae. Gene Ontology annotation, molecular function: zinc ion binding; ubiquitin protein ligase activity. The transcript has a single exon. Gene Ontology annotation, biological process: ubiquitin-dependent protein catabolic process; protein ubiquitination. Bases 1 to 2172 code for a protein of 723 amino acids. The record is from RefSeq and is a predicted model, not a curated record.